UGUAUGGGUACACGGACGCUCACGAUGAAUGAAAUAGCAGAGGAAGGGCGCCCGCCGCCGCCGCCUGUCCUCGAGAAGGGCAAUGACCGCCAGGGCGAAUAUACUGAAGUAGAGAGACCAUUGGAACUCUUCGCUUCUCGGGGAGUACAUUGUUUCUUUGGGCCAAAAGUCCUUAUCACACGUUCCGGUUGGUAAUAAGUACGUAUGUCGUUAGCAAUAUAACAUCCGUAGAGUGAG
Dissoconium aciculare CBS 342.82 is the source of this 237-nucleotide messenger RNA. RefSeq lists its product as uncharacterized. The coding region runs from base 25 to 195 and encodes 56 amino acids. The record is from RefSeq and is a predicted model, not a curated record. The transcript has a single exon. NCBI's taxonomy places the organism in Eukaryota, Fungi, Ascomycota, Dothideomycetes, Mycosphaerellales, Dissoconiaceae.